Necator americanus (New World hookworm) is the source of this 2547-nucleotide messenger RNA. RefSeq lists its product as uncharacterized. The record is from RefSeq and is a predicted model, not a curated record. The transcript has 4 exons. Gene Ontology annotation, molecular function: catalytic activity. Lineage: Eukaryota; Metazoa; Nematoda; Chromadorea; Rhabditida; Ancylostomatidae. Bases 1 to 2547 code for a protein of 848 amino acids.
AUGACGAUCUGUACUUAUAACGCACGCACGCUUGCAUCGGAAGCGGCCAUCGAAGAUCUGAUGGUGCAAGCCAAGAAGAUCAAGUACGACGUCAUCGGACUGACCGAGACGAGACGACGUCACUCUCUCAACGCUGUAUUUGAAACUGGAGAAGAACUGUUCUUAGGAACAUGCGACAGUAGAGGUGUUGGUGGAGUUGGCGUCCUCGUCAACACGAGUAUGGCACAGAACAUCGACUCUUUCGAACAACUCACGACCCGAAUCGGACGUCUGCGGAUGAGAAGAUGUGGUCCCACACCGGCUUUGACUAUCUUCGUCGCUUACGCUCCAACAUCAAGCUACGAAGAAGAAGAAGUCGAAGCUUUCUAUAUGGACCUGGAGAAGUUCUACCGAGAAGAUCAUGCCUUUUACAAGGUCAUAAUUGGCGACUUCAACGCCAAAAAGCCCUCCUCUCUACGCUGGACGUGGGAGUCACCCGGUGGAGGGUACCGUAAUGAGAUAGACCACAUCAUCGUCAAUAAAAGGUUCUGCCUGACGGAUGUCGCUGUUGUACCAAAGUUCUAUACGGGAUCGGACCAUCGCCUCCUCCGAGGAAGAUUUUCUUUCACGCGGAGAGCAGAGAAAACCGCCAAGUUCAGCAAGAGAAAUCCCAGAACUACCAUCAACUGGGAUCUCUUCGCUACGUUAGCCGGCUUUUGGGAAGAUUCCGCAAUGGACAACAUCGACGAGGAAUACGACCGGCUUGUCAAACACCUUCAUGACUGCGCGAAGAAGGCUGAGAGUAUUAAAACAACCAAGAGACGCCUGUCUCUUGAAACUCUUGAGCUGAUACGCCAGCGUGGAGCAGCACGAGCCGCAGGGAACCAAGAGCUUACGUCCGAGCUCGCAAGGCUUUGCAGAGAGGCGAUAAAGAAAGACCUUAAAGAGAGAAGAGCAGAAGUGCUGGCUGAAGCAGCAGAGGCGGGAAAAAGCAUCCGCUAUGCCCGCCGAGACUUCGCCAGUCGCAAGACAAGGAUGACAGCUCUCCGGAACCCGAAGGGAACAACCAUUGCAUCGAGAAGGGGAAUGGAGAAAAUCAUCUACGACUUCUACUCUGAUCUCUUCGACAGCCGUGCCCACUUGCCUCCUCACCAUCUGAGGGAAGAUGGACAUGUCAUUCCAGCGGUUCUCCCGUCCGAAAUACGACAUGCUAUCAUGUCGGUGAGAAAUCGUACAGCAGCCGGUCCCGACAGAAUAAAACCAGAACACCUGAAGAACCUUCCGCCAGUACUCAUCAACACCCUGGCGAGGAUCUUCACACGUUACCUGUCGGAAUGCAAGGUCCCUAAACAGUGGAAGACCAGCAAGACCGUGUUGCUGUAUAAAAGGGAGAUCCACAUGACAUCGGCAACUAUCGCCCAAUCUGCUUACUGUCCGUCAUCUACAAGCUCUUCACAAGAACUCAUCGAGGUAUCACGAGAGUACAAGAUGCCGCUCUGUCUCACUUUCAUCGACUUGAAGAAGGCCUUUGACUCAGUUGAGACGGAAGCGGUCGUGGAAGCCUUGGACAACCAAGGCGUUCCCACUCAGUACAUAAAGGUGCUUCGAGAGUUGUACAAGGGGGUUCGACAGGGUGAUACAAUCUCACCCAAAAUAUUCACAGCCACCCUCGAGAACGCAAUGCGAAAGUUGGAAUGGGACGACAUGGGAGUGAAGAUCGAUGGUCGGCAGCUACACCAUUUGCGCUUUGCUGAUGACAUCGUACUGAUAACACCUAGCAUCAGCCAAGCGGAACGAAUGCUGACCGAAUUCGCCGAAACAUGUGGAUGCAUCGGUCUUGAGCUGAAUCUUCAAAAGACGAUGUUCAUGCGGAACGGAUGGGUCUCGGAUGCCCCAUUCACGCUCAACGGAACGAACAUAUCCGAAUGCACCAGCUACGUCUAUCUGGGUCGGGAAUUGAACAUGAUGAACGACCUGGCCCCCGAGCUGGGCAGGAGGAGAAGAGCGGCUUGGGGAGCGUACAAGAGCAUCGAGGACGUAGUGAAGAAGACCAAGAACACCCGGCUCCGUGCUCACCUCUUCAACACCACCGUACUUCCUGCUUUGACCUAUGCCUCAGAAACCUGGGCACUUCGCAAGCAGGAAGAAAACGCGGUGAGCGUCAUUGAACGCGCAAUUGAGAGAGUGAUGCUAGGAGUAUCCCGUUUCAAGCAAGUGAGAGACGGGAUUCGAAGUUCUCUCCUACGUCAGCGAUCGAAGAUCAGAGACGCCGCCGCGUUUGCCAAGGAAAGUAAAAUAAGGUGGGCCGGACACGUGAUGCGCUUUAACGACAACCGUUGGACCAGAGCCGUGAGCGACUGGAUUCCCCGCGAUAUUAAGCGCAAUACAGGAAGACCGCCGACCCGAUGGUCAGAUUUCUUCACGAAGUCCUUCAAAGAAAAUUACGAUGCUCUUCGUGUCCCACGCGAAAGGAGGAACCACUGGGCUACUCUGGCACGCGACCGGGACAAAUGGAAGAAUUACUGGCGCCCGCUCGACCGGUUCGAAGACCAACGGGAGUCAAGGUGA